AACGUCACUGGUUGUCCAGACACACAGCGCAGUCACCGCAAACGGAGCAGAGACCAAGCCUGUAGCUAACCGCCAUUAAACGUUAACUUUCUCUUCAAAAGAGAAUAGUCGUUUUAUUAGAAGAUCUUUACAUUAUUGUUAACUGGUGUCUGUAGUAAAAUGAAGCGGAGGAUACCCUUGUCUUUUGUUUUGUUCAUUUUGCUAGUCGUUUAUUGUUUUUCCUGCUCGGCGUUUUACCUUCCGGGUUUAGCCCCAGUGAGUUUUUGUGAAGAAAAAGACGUUCCCGAAUGUCAGACACAGAUUCAGCUGUUUGUCAAUCGUUUGGACUCUGUGGAGUCCGUUCUGCCUUAUGAAUAUGAUGUGUUUGACUUUUGCAAAGAUGUCAAGGAGACUCGGCCAUCUGAGAACCUUGGACAGGUGCUGUUCGGUGAGCGGAUAGAGUCUUCCCCAUACAAGUUCUCUUUUAAAAAAGAUGUGAAAUGCAGCGCAGUGUGCACAAAGAUUUACAAGAAAGAUGUCAAGGAAGAUGUGGCCAAACUGGAUUUUCUCAAGAUGGGAAUGCAGUUGAACUAUCAGCAUCACUGGAUUAUUGACAACAUGCCAGUGACGUGGUGCUACGACGUUGAAGAUGGUCAGAAGUAUUGUAACCCUGGCUUCCCUAUUGGUUGUCUGGUUACUGCAGAUGGAAGAGCAAAAGAUGCCUGUGUUAUCAAUUCUAAGUUUAACGAGAAGAACACAUACUAUGUCUUCAACCAUGUGAGCAUUAAGAUCACGUACCACAGCGGGGAGAGCGAAGGCUGGAAAGGUGCUCGCCUGGUUGGUGCCACCCUAGAACCAAAGAGCAUCAAACAAACUGAUGAAAAAAAUCUAAAUUGUGAAGAUGGUAGCCCGAUGGAAGUGCCUGUCGUGUUUGACAGUGACGUGUCAGUACUCUACACCUAUUCAGUGACUUUUACGGAAGACAAUUCUAUUAAAUGGGCCUCUCGGUGGGAUUACAUCCUGGUCUCGAUGCCUCACACCAACAUCCAGUGGUUUAGCAUCAUGAACUCUUUGGUCAUUGUUCUCUUCCUCUCUGGCAUGGUGGCCAUGAUCAUGCUAAGAACUCUGCACAAGGACAUUGCCAGAUACAACCAGGUUGACCAGGAAAACUUGAUAAAGGUUCCAUCGACCAGGGAUAAAUCUUCCGUAACCUAUGAGGACGCACAGGAGGAGUCUGGAUGGAAGCAGGUGCACGGAGAUGUUUUCCGUCCUCCUCGGAAAGGAAUGCUGCUCUCCAUUUUCCUCGGCCAGGGCACUCAGAUCUUCAUCAUGACAUUCAUUACACUCUUUCUGGCCUGUCUGGGUUUCCUGUCGCCAGCCAACAGAGGGGCUCUGAUGACGUGCGCCGUGGUACUCUGGGUCCUGCUGGGCACCCCCGCUGGUUAUGUGUCUGCACGUCUCUAUAAAACUUUCGGAGGAGAGAAGUGGAAGACCAACGUGUUGCUGACGGCCCUCCUGUGCCCAGGGAUCGUCUUUGCAGACUUCUUCCUGAUGAACUUGAUCCUUUGGGUGGAGGGCUCCUCAGCAGCCAUUCCCUUUGGAACUUUGGUAGCCAUCUUGGCUCUGUGGUUUGGGAUUUCUGUGCCCCUGACCUUCAUCGGUGCCUACUUUGGAUUCAAGAAACCUGCCAUUGAGCAGCCCGUACGAACAAACCAGAUCCCUCGCCAAAUUCCAGAGCAGUCCUUCUUCACCAAACCCAUCCCUGGAAUAAUAAUGGGUGGGAUCUUGCCCUUUGGCUGCAUUUUCAUUCAGCUUUUCUUUAUCCUCAACAGUAUUUGGUCCCACCAGAUGUACUACAUGUUUGGAUUCCUCUUCCUGGUUUUCAUUAUUCUGCUCAUCACUUGCUCUGAGGCCACAAUCCUGUUAUGCUACUUCCACCUAUGUGCUGAGGACUACCACUGGUGGUGGCGUUCCUUCUUGACCAGUGGCUUCACAGCAGUCUACCUGUUCAUCUAUGCUGUGCACUACUUCUUCUCAAAACUGCAAAUAAUUGGAGCAGCCAGUACCAUACUAUACUUUGGAUACACCAUGAUUAUGGUCCUCAUCUUCUUCCUCUUCACAGGUACAAUUGGCUUCUUUGCUUGCUUCUGGUUUGUCAACAAGAUCUACAGUGUGGUGAAGGUGGACUAGCAGCACAGGAAACUUCUAUCUGUAAACGGCGCUGAGCCCCCCAGCGCCGUCUCUCUAAUAAAGUAGUCUGAACAGACCUGAACUGAAGCAUUGCUUAUGACAAAAACAGAACAGAGCCCGUCCUCUUUUGUGCUUUAAACCUUUGUUGCUCUUUUUCUUUUCUUUCAUAUAAAUAAUUUGUGUUCACUGAUGACCGUUAAUAUUUUGAAUUGCGCCUUGAAAAUCGGUGUGGGUUCCAAUGAUUGAGUUCUCACAGUGAGCAGUUUGGUUUGUUUUUUACUUUAGUUUUCUAAGGACAGAAAAAAGUCAAAUGUUAAGGACUUUGCUAUUCUAUUGUUUUUUUCUUAAUGCUCCUUUUUUAUUUCCUGUUCUGUAAGGAUUUAAUGAGUAUGUACAUAUAUUGUAUAGAGAAGGAGAGCGAGGGAGAAUGCUACUUAAAGAUUGUCAAUCUUAUCAAUUUCCCCUUUGAAGUUUUUUUUCUUUUCUUUUAAUUCUAAAAACGGGCUUUAAAUUCUUAAAUAUCAGCCUGUAAUAUAGUUAAGACAUAAAUUACUGAUGUUGCUAUGGUACCUGUUUCUUUUCUUGGAUUUAAGUUUGAAUACAUCAAAUGGGUGUUUUAUGUUGAGAAGCACAUCUGUCCUACCGAGCUGCUAAAGCUACAACAUGUUGCAUAUUAAAGAUAGUCUCUCAAAUGUAAUAAAUCUGCCACCAAAAAAGAUAGUCACCUUGUUAACUAUGAAUGCUCUCUUUCUAUUGAGAAACAUCCUUUUAGAUUUAAUGAGUCAACCAUUAGGUAGAAUAAACACUGCUGCUGUUUGCUUAAAGCAGUGUGGCUGCAUUGAAGGUGAUGACUAUUUCACAAAUGUGUAAGUAAUCCACAGGAAAAAAAACGUAUUUUUGUCUUUGAGCUACUAAGAAAAAUGUUUUUUUUCACGUUAAAUAAUAUUCCUUUUUAUUUGCUUCUGAGUGAAAGGCCAUUAAUCCAUAUUUAAUGUCCAACUCAUUGCAUUACGAAAAUAAAAUAAAAAAUAAACAAACCAA
This is a messenger RNA of Oryzias latipes (Japanese medaka), 3210 nucleotides long. It is a transcript of the gene tm9sf5, whose product is annotated as transmembrane 9 superfamily protein member 5. The record is from RefSeq and is a predicted model, not a curated record. Gene Ontology annotation, cellular component: membrane. Lineage: Eukaryota; Metazoa; Chordata; Actinopteri; Beloniformes; Adrianichthyidae. Gene Ontology annotation, biological process: protein localization to membrane.